Messenger RNA from Ostrea edulis (European flat oyster), 7465 nucleotides. Its product is annotated as INO80 complex subunit D-like. NCBI's taxonomy places the organism in Eukaryota, Metazoa, Mollusca, Bivalvia, Ostreida, Ostreidae. The transcript is spliced from 11 exons. The coding region runs from base 309 to 4310 and encodes 1333 amino acids. Gene Ontology annotation, cellular component: nucleus. The record is from RefSeq and is a predicted model, not a curated record.
UUUCGGGAUAAAUUCAUCGUCACAAUUAUAAUCAUCUUAUAGGAUAAUCAACAUUGUGUUAUUUGUAUCACAUUUCAUGAGAGAAAACUAAGUAUAACUGUUCACGCUGCCCGAAUUAAUUUUCCCACUUGAGCCCCAUUAGGCCUUCCUUUUAAUAAAUAUUCAUAGUUUACAGGAAUAACUCGGCAGCCAUUUUGUUGGUAGACAUUUGCAAUAUAUAGAUAUAGCAAUAGGGACAACAUGAUCAACAUUACCGAAACGAUGUGAAGAGUUCCUAACAAGUUUCAGCACCCUCCAUUGAGGAGAUAAUGUAUGAAGGUAAAAACAUUCACUACACGUCCGGAGCUGAUCACAAACCUCUAUGUUCAUUCAGUGCCAAAAUAUGUAAUCAGCACCGCCUCAAUGGCUAUGGCUUCUGUGUGCGGCACAUUCUGGAGGAUCCCACAGCACCGUUCAGGCGGUGUGCAUAUGUGGCGAAAUCCAGCAAGCAGAUGUGUACACAGGCAAUACCACUGCAUGAAAAACGAGAAUACUGUAACAAUCACAUGCAAGUCCUGGGAAUGAUUCCAAAGAAAGAGAAGAAACAGAAGCCUCCAAAAACACUGCAACAGGUAUCUGCAGUUCCCAAAGAAAAACUACCAUUCAAAGACCGGGUCUCCCGAUUCAACUCGAGCAAACUGAACAGUAACGCGCUGGGAAACGAUUUCAGAAGGCUGAGUAAGGUUCUAAAAAGUGAUGUAUUUAGUGCCGAGAUUGAGGAUAUAAAUGAUCCGUACGCUUUUCCUGAUCCCAGUGGCGAGGACAAAAAGAUUACGACAGUUAAUACUCUUCUGCCGUCGUCCAGCCCCUAUCAUGAGGCCCCCUUGUCUGUUGGAUCUCAGGGUUCACACGGCUCUAAGUCGCCAGGAGAUGCUGGUAUGGGUGUUUCCUCCAUUGCAAAGCUUUAUCCAGAGCUUGCAGAAAAGCUAGAGAAAAUCAAACCGAAGUUUGACUCAGGAAACAAGACCAAGGAGAAGGGAAAGGCCAAAAGCUCCCGAACAAUGAAUAGAUUACAAACCAAAAUUGCUCAGAAUAGAAUCAAAGAUAAAUUAAAACGAAACCAAGAAUCAAAUUCGCAAUCACAAUCUCCAUGCUACAACUUUAAUAACUCAUCCUCAUCAAGUGCUGUGAAUCACUACGAUUUCAUUGACAGGACGGUGCCAAGUAUUUCUACAGAUGUUUCACCACGCCCCCAGACACAAGGAGUUUUAAAUUCCAGUAAUCAUAAAAGAAAUUCGCUACCAGUGUAUGUAAUGCCACAUAGUGUGAAUGGUCUCCCUGACACGGCAACAAAUUUAAACCUCCAGGGACAAGGGUUUCUUCCUCAAGGAAUCCCCCAUGGGAUGCCUCUGGAAUUGUUACCUGGAAUGCCUAACUCAGUGCCAAAACUACCACAAAACUUAAUCAGCUCUGAGAUGGUUAUGGGUCUUAAUAGUUUUCCAAUUCCACAGGAACAAAUGCAUAAUUAUUUAGGGUCAACGCCGCUACCUCUCACUUCAGCUGUUGCUCAUCUGUCCACUCAGAAUUCUGUGAAAGAGAAAUUAUCAAUUAUGGCAGGGGAAACUCCAAAGCAAAAAAAUCUUCAGGAAAAAGAGAAAUUUAGUACCAUGAUACCAAGUAAACAACAACCCCCACCAGUCCCCCCUCCCCCCACAUACUCGCAGUCUAUAGCCUCUGGGUAUUCUCCCUCCGUCACGACUGCGACAGAAAUUAAAACGGAGCCACAACCUCCACAGCCGGUGCUUGGGGUACCCCCCAGAGACUUUCCCCCACCUCCCCCAUACAAAUGUAAGCCUGUAAAAUCUGCCAAGUCCAAGAACUCUUUACACGCUGUGUUUGGAUCCAAUGUGAUAAAACAUCUCCCAGCAUCAGCCAUUUCAAGACCUCAGAAAUUCAAGAUGGAAAGUGAUUACACUGUGUUGAAGAAAAGAUUCAAGAAAGAUCAGGUUGUGAAUUAUUACAAAGACAUAGUAAACCACAAAAAAGAAAGUCAUGAUCUUGUAGGAGCAGGCUUUUACUCCUCAGAAGAAACUAGUGAUUCUGACAGUGAAGAAAUGUUGUCAUGGCAACCAGAUUGGUUCUCUCCUUCCUCAGAUGAGGAAAUGCCAGAGGAUGAGGAAGAAGCUGCAGAUAUUCUUAGAACAACCAAACUAGCAUUGCUGAGGGCUCGGUUAAGGAGGCGGUGCUUCCAGUACAGAAAGUCCCACAAGGCAAACCACCAUCAUCACAAGUCUAAAAAUAGUACAACUCUAGCACUCAUCGAAGCCUCCAGAGAGGGGCCGGGAGCAAUGGUGGAAGUUGUGAGGGAGAUGAUGCACAAGCAGGACAAAAUUGUUGACAGCUUUAAGAAGCAAGGGCUGGAGAGACGGCAAUGUUGCUACAAAUUUGAGGAUGAUGAUCAGUGUAAAAAUGCCGUCCUGCCCUACACCAAUCACUGCUUGUCUCAUAUUAUGUAUAAUGUUGAUCAGCAGCUCUUUGAUUACUGCACAGCUAAAUUUGCAGACAACACACAGUGUUGCACACCAGUGUUUGACAUACGCCACGAGCUACCACUUUGUAUGGAACAUGCCAUGAAAGCUGACAAUUACUCAAAGGACCAAGAUUCGGAGUCCAAACAGAAGCGUACCAGGAAAAAGACAAAGCCAUCAGCACUGACCAGGCCACCGAGGAAAGGAAAAAAGAAAAAGAAUGCGCGUAAACCCCCCAGGCCACAGAAACCGUCUCCGCCCAGUGAGCCUACUGGAAUCAUCGGGAUGCCAGUGGCGGUCAGAGCAACAGUUCCAGAGCCUCCCCCGGUCCCAGAGCCUCCCCCAGUGGCUGAACCUCCUGUCGCACCUGUCAGUGGAGGUACCAAUCAGUAUAUCACACCGCAGCCAGAGGAGUCCAUAAAGAACACAGUGUCCCCCAUGACAGCUCCCCCUAAACCUCAGAACAGCCCCCCAGCAGCAGCUGUGGGCGGGGCAGUACAAGUAACAACCAGACCGGAGAAAACCUCCCUGUCAGAACUGUCCGAGAAUAUGCUGGGCGGAGUGGAUAGCUUUAAUACAGAAUUACCAUUGGAGCAAGCCUCCAAACUUCUUGAGGAACCUGAUUUUCAAGAUGUCUUCAAUAAACUUCCAGAUGAAGCGUUUAAUUUAUUUGGCAAGAAUGGAGACUUUAAUCCGUCUAGUGAAGAAUUUGAAGAACUUGAAAGGCAUCUGGCAGCUGCUAGUAUGGAUGUAACGAAUGCUCAAAAAACAUUUGAAAACUUUGAUCUGGAUUUAGAUGAAGAACAAUUAAAACAGAUUCUGUUCGGUUCUGGGAAUAGCUCAACAAACAGUGGGACAAUGGGUGGCAUCAUCAACAGAGAGGACCAGGAAAGUAUCAAUGCAAUCGCUCGAAGCUUGUCAGCUUCUGAGCAGUUGUUACCAAAGACAACUGUGUCGGAAACCAAUAUUCCAUUUUCUGGUGCUAAUGUUAACAGUUACCAGACUGCGGGCGUCACAUACGCCCAGGUUGCUGGACAGGUAGUGACCCCUCCAAAUAAGAUGGUCACUCAGAGCAGUGUUAUAUAUACAAACAAUUCACAGUACUCACAGUUCCAGACACCUCCUAGUUAUGCUGCUAGUCAGGCUAUGAACAACUCCACACCGCCAGCAUAUUCUGUUAGUCAAGCAAUGGCGAAUCAGACACCGCGAAGUUAUGCUGUUAGUCAACCACUGGUGAAUCAAACACCACCAAAUUAUGUUGCCAGUCAAGGUUUGCCAAAUCAUUCAUACCCUCAACAUAUUACACUACAAACGUCACAGAUACGGUCAGCUGGAACUCGGUCACCCAUGUCAGAAGUGUUGCCAGAGGGGUCCACUUCAUCCGGGACAUCAGACAUCAAACAGCAAAAUAAAGUGGUUCCACAACAAAGUGUAACACAAAACAAGAUGGUUCUAAACCAAUUACCAGAGCUGGCAAACAAGACCCAGGGUCUACCUGUGUCCCUGCAGGGUUCUGUACCGAUGGCCCAAGCUCCCUGGGCCAUCAGUUCCGGGCAGGUCCCGGCUUAUCAGAAUGGUUAUCCUAUGCCUGGAAUGUAUCUUCAGGGAACAGCUGAUAUGAUGACGAACUUGAAGUAUAACAUGAAUGCUCAACACGCUGAACACAUGAAUCAGGUGGGGGAGGGUGUGGCACAGCCUCAUCAUGUUCCGCACCCUCCCACGGUCUCCCUGCAGGGGAUCUCGGGAUUUACUCACCAGCAGUACGCUAAAUCGUUUACAGCUUCCAGUGGCAAUGGCUCUUAACACAGAAUUAUAGACCAAGAAGUUCAUAUUUUUUGGUAAAAUAAAAUAUUAGGUUUGUUGACUGGUUUGAAAGUACUGUAGGCAAUAUAGUUUUUUUUAUGGAAAUAUUUUUAAGAAUUAUAUUUUUCUUUGGGAAAAUUAUUAACCUGUGAAGGCUUGAUAUAUAUAUGUAGGUAUAUUUGUAUGUGUAAUGUAAGAUGUGUUAUAUGUAAAUAUGUACCAAUGAAUUUGAAGAUCUGAUUGUUUGUGAUACUGUUUUAAAUUCUUGUGUUGUAGUACAUGUACAUUUAUGUGAUUUCAUUGUUUGUGCCAUUCCAUAGAUCAUCAUAGUUUUAUAUAUCCCUCAUCUUUCUAUUUGUAGUGUCAGAUUUUUUUUAUACACAGUUUUGCAUUUGAACACAAAAACUUAAGGACAUAAUACAAAUGUUGAAAGAGGCUAAUUCAUGUUUGAACAUGGAUGUAAGAUUACAACUGCAUUUGUGAGAGAGACUAACAUACAUGUUGACAGUGUUCGAACCACACAUGAAUCACACUGAAGCCUAGAAAAUCACCGGCUGUGUUGCAGAUAGCAGUUUGAUAUUGCUCACUCAGAUCUAAAAUUAUGGUGGAUAAUGUCCCCUGUCCAGUACAAUAUGAAAGUAGGAAACAAAGAAUGCAAUUUUUAUUACACUGAAUAUUGUUAAGCAAGCACAAAAUAUUAAUUUUGAAGAACGUUACAAAGCAUCUUGAAUACCUGUAUUUAUGCUUAUGAGAAUAUGUGCGUAAAACAGGUUUAUAUAUACUGCAGGUGUAAAACCUGCGCUGAUGAAAUUAAUACUGCUAAAUUGACAGGUAUGGAGAUAAAUGCCACCUUUGUCAAAUAUUUCUGGAGAGUAUUAUUUUGUUAUUGUUGUUUGUUAAAUUGUGUAUUGCCAACAAGAGUCUGAAUUCGCAAUGCUUGUUAUAGUAUUUCUGUUUUACGUUGUAGCGAGUUUAUUGUAUUUAAAGAUAUUGAAGCUAAAACAAUUCGGGUCAUUAGUACAGGGAUAAUUUAAAACCAAUAUUUACUCUGCUAUAAUUGUACAUCUGGCUUAUCUAUUUAACGUAUUAAUCAAAUAUAGGCAGCUCUUUGUUAUGAAAUGGUUGUAAUAUUACCAUUGCAUUGUAUUAGUUGAGUAGGAAAAUCGUGUAAUUCUUGUGAUAGCAAUGUGAUGGAACACAUUUAGAACAGCUGUUAAGAAAUGAUUUUGUUGGUAGAUGGCAAUUAGCACAACGUUAAAUUGACUGAUUUGCACAGAUAACAUAUAGUGUAUUGUAUUACACUCAGAAAUUGUGAUAUUUCUUAAGACUGUUACAUUGUUAAAAUUUCAAAAUCUCACUUUUUAAAAGUCUUAAGUAGAAAUCUUUUCUAAAUUCCAUAAUUUGAAUUUUUUCUCAAAACUUUUGAAGGUUUUGGUAGAGUUGAAGUGUUUGAACUGUAACAUGCAUACCGGUAUACAAUGCGACGAAAACGUGGCGCAUAAUGCAGGAAAAUGUAGCAUAGAAUCAUAAAAGGAUCAAGUUUUGCGUGCAAUCCUAGCAACCAUGUUUUAGACUAGAAUCUUUUUUGUGGAGUGUGCCAUUAUCUGCAUUUCAAGUUGCUGACUUUUCUUUUGGGUCUUGUCAAUAGAUUUUUGGGCAAAAUUUGUGCAUUAUUCAAUACAUGUAGAUGGAGGGGAAAAAAAACAAACUUCGUUUGAAAGGCAUUUAUUGUUUGAAGCUAGUGUUAAUUAGUACAUGAUUGAAUUGUACCAAAUACAGCACUUAAUAGUCUUUAAUCAACAUGCUUAUGAUAGGUAGAACUUGUUCUAUUGUAACAGAGUCAAGUGGGGGAAAUGAGCAAUUUUUUGAUCAUCAUUCAUCAUGGUUUUACAUACAAAUUCAGUGCAAUAGCCUUUUGUAGCUUCUUUAGUUUUUGUCUUCUUCACAGACCAUGUCAUGAUGUACUGCGACCGUCUUAGGCAUCUCUUUAAUAAUAGUGUGACAAUUUUCUUUACAACAAAAUAUCAAUAUUACACCAUACAAUGCACAGAAGUUGUCAUAGAAUUGACCCCUUAACACAAAAAUCUCUAACAACUUACAACUUUAUCUAAACAAUUUUAAAACAAUUUUUAGGGACAAAAUUCUGAAUUUAAAAAAAGAUUAUUACUAAUAGUUCAUAUACUAUCAAGCUGCAUAAUGAUUAGUGAUUAACACCUACAAUGUGUACUGUCAAUGAAUAAAACAACCCGGGGCACACUGAUAAUAUCCAAUAUGGACGUAUGAUUAGUACAUAGCAAUUAUGUGAUUUUCAAAUAUUUCGAUCUCACUUGAUAUAUUACCUUUUUUAUUUUCUGUACAAUUCCUUUAACAUAUUACUAGAAUUUACAUGUACUAUGGCAGUCAAGUAUGCUUAUCAAGAUUUCAAAUAUUUUUCAUUUGUUUGUAAAAAGCAGAUUUUAUAGCAUAUAAAAGCAGUGAAAUUUGUUUAUAGAAUGGGCUCCAUGUUAAACUCUUAAAUUUUUUAUCUUUGUAAAUUUCAAGUAACUGGGAUAUUACUAGUACAUUAACAGCAUGUCGAAAAGGACUUUCCAUGCUGCAAAACAUAAAUUUUAGUAAGUUAUUUUGGAUUAUUAUAUCGGGUAUAUUUGUAAAGUGGGUUAGCUUCAAAGAAAAAUUUAACAACGCAUCUUCCGACAAGUUUGGUAAUAUUUUAGCUCCAGUGUUUAAAUUUUGAAAGGGCUCGUGUCGUUUUAAUUGGGUGCAUGUGUGUGUUGUAUUUUUGAGACUGCAGUUUGAGAGAUGAAUGCAUAACAUAGAUGUAGAUUAGAGUUUUGUACAUAUCAUUGUUGAAAUUCAUAAAAAAAGAAAUCAUGAACAUUUUACUUCAGUAUCUGAUCAAGUGGAGACCAGGAGACUUUUUUUUUUGCUUUGGAUUAGAAACAAAGGGGAGCUGCAGCCCAUUUUUAUAUUGUCAUUUUGUGAUCUGAGGUGUUUCAUGUGAAGAAAUUUGUAUAUUGUGUGAAUGUUUACUUUUCUGUGAGUGGAGAAUAUUCUUGUUUUAUUGAAGUUGUUAUAAAGUUGUUGUAAUUAUAUAAAUUAUAACAUUAUUGUGUUCAAAACAUGACCUAAAAAUCUAAUAACAACUCUGAAAUAUC